Molecule: messenger RNA, 2887 nt
Organism: Tachysurus fulvidraco (yellow catfish)
Lineage: Eukaryota; Metazoa; Chordata; Actinopteri; Siluriformes; Bagridae
Gene: klf12b
Product: Kruppel-like factor 12b
Exons: 6
Coding region: 187-1239 (350 amino acids)
Biological process (GO): regulation of transcription by RNA polymerase II
Molecular function (GO): RNA polymerase II cis-regulatory region sequence-specific DNA binding; DNA-binding transcription factor activity, RNA polymerase II-specific
Source: RefSeq, a predicted model, not a curated record
GGGAGGGAGUCUCAGAGAGCAAGGGGAGGAAGACACAGAGAGAGAGAGAGAGAGAGAGAGAGAGAGAGAGAGAGAGAGAGAGAGAGAGAGAGAGAGAGAGAGGAAGAGAGAGAGAGAGAGCGGACUGUAUAAGGAAAACAGUUUCUGCCGCUCUGCAGCUCCUGAUCAGACGUCACCAAUAACAGGAUGUUAAUGCUUGACGGAAUGCCAGCAGUUCGAGUCAAAGCAGAGCCUCUGGAAUCUGAGAGAGGGUCCCCUAGAGUGCACAGCUAUCCUGAUAUGGAGGGGGUGCCUCUUCUCCUGAGCAAAGUGAAGGCAGAGCCACCAGAGGACCUGCUCUCUUCUGAGCACUUUCACACUCAGACAGAACCUGUGGACCUGUCGAUCAACAAGAAUCGUUCCUCACCUCCUUUCUCCACCGCCUCGCCCAUCACUUCUGCCUUCUCUCCAUCCAGCUCCUCUUCGUCUUCGUCUUCAUCCUCGCCUUCUGUCAUUGCCUCCAUCUCUUCAGGAAAGCCCUCCGUGUUGACUCCAGGGCCUUUGGUGGGCUCUCCCUCAGGCAUUCGCGGUCAGUCAUAUUUACACAUCAUCCACCCAGUGCCGCCUUCCAGUCCCAGCAAACUUGCCAGACAGGUGCAGCGCAUCCCAGUGGUGGUCCAGUCACUGCCACUAAUGUACACUACAGCGAUGCGCUCACCCUCCAACCAUCUCAACUCUACCAUCAUGGUCCCUCUGCUGGAUGAUGCCAAGAGCCAAGGCAAAGCACAAUCAGACCUAAACGGCUUGUCACCGAGACAAAUCCGAAGUGACAGCGAUGAUGACGACCUGCCAAAUGUAACAUUGGACAGCGUCAAUGAAACAGGAUCCACAGCGCUGUCUAUAGCACGAGCAGUGCAGGAUUCCAUGUCACCGUUUAGUAUUGAGAGCAUGCGGCGACCUCGGCAGUCUGAGUCUCCAGACUCUAAGAAGAGACGCAUCCACAGAUGUGACUUUGAUGGCUGCAAUAAGGUUUACACUAAGAGCUCCCACCUAAAAGCACACCGGAGAACACACACAGGUGAGAAGCCGUACAAGUGUACCUGGGAUGGCUGCACGUGGAAGUUUGCUCGCUCAGAUGAGUUGACGCGACAUUAUCGGAAGCACACAGGGGUGAAGCCUUUCAAAUGUGCGGACUGCGAUCGUAGCUUCUCACGCUCAGACCACUUAGCCCUGCACCGACGCAGACACCUGCUGGUCUGAUGGAAGGCCAUCUUAUACAACCUCUCUCUCUCUCUCACACACACACACACACACACACACACACACACACACACACACACACACACACACACACACACACACACACACGUGCACAUGCACGCCAAGGGAGCUGGGUCUCUCCUUGCACUUGUUCAGCUGGGCUGGACACAGUCAUGGCCAUCCUAGGCCCUGGUGAAAAGUGAGAGAGAGGAUGUUUGGAGGAUGCAUGAUAUGAUGGACAGAAUGUUUUGAUGGAGCUGAACAGGGUCUGCCUCAAGGAUGGAGCAAAGCUGCUCUACAGAUCUGGGCUCAUCUUGAAGUUUCAGGACAUCUUGAACUGGAGCACUUGUCCAGAUCCUGGUUGUUAGUUUUUGCGUGAGAGUUCUUCUGUCUGCAAUUUUUUAUUUUAAACUUAGCCUCCUUGUUUUGUUCUCAUUUUAAAUGUCUGCUUCCUUUUUGCCAUCAACAAUGUGAAGAAGUGCAGUAUUGAAUGGCUUCCUCUUUUCAGAUCUGGAGCUUGAUAUUGUAGACACAGCCAGGUUCCUACAGGAACAACAUUUUCAUAAAUCCUGAUUUCCUCUUAACCCAGCACACCUGAAACUGGGGAUUCAUCUCUUUGGCAAAGAAGACUCUGAGUCAGCGAUUCCUGAGGUAAAGCUGAAGAUUUUUCAUAGAAAACAAAUAAGAUUAUACAAACACCAGGUGACACAUCACAGGAAUCAUGAGGUUUCUAUAUUAUAGAUUUUUUUUCUGCUGAUGGUGGUUUUCACACUAAAAUGGUUUUCUGCAGCACCUUUGCGGAUCUGAAGUGUAUGGGGUACGUUUGGCUUUAAGAACUCUCAUCUGUUUCUUUAUGGUGACAAACAGGGAUAUAAAACAGUGCAUUCGUUUCUGUGAUCAGCCAGUGAGUGUGAUUGUAUUCUGUUCAUAUUUUAAGUUGUGAAUACUUCUCCCGGCUUAAGCCUUUUUUCAGUUCUUCAAAUAUGGAUGAGCCCUGAAAUAAAUGAAUACAGUAAAGUACUAUGCUCAUCACACACAACGCUGACCUCCGCUAUGUUUGUCUGGCUGACACGAUGAUAGCUCAAUGCCCUCUUUAGCUUUAAGGAAAUUUGGGUGCAAAAGAAAAGAAAAAAAACAAGAACACGAAACAAACACUUCUGCUAACACGGGCCUUUCAUGGUGUGAUUGUUUUUGGGUUUUUUUGUACUUGAACAGACAAUACAAGCCAGGAGAGCAAUACACUCACUCUAGAGAGUGAAGGGAGAGGGAGAAGGCCUCAUGGCUGCCUCACUUACUCCACCAACAGAGGGCUUUGUAAACAUGGACAAAUUGCUGACUUUCUACCAUUGCCACUUGUUUUUCUAUACUAGAGAAUCUUGUAUAUUUGUAAUGAAUUUGUAGCUCUAGUUUUUAAAAUAGCAAAAGCAUAUUGCUAUUUUAGUCUCACACCUAAAGGAUUUGAUUGCACUCAGAAGAAGAAGAUUUUCUUUUUUUAAAGAGCCAUUGUGUGGCACUGCAGGUUUGCCCAAAUGAAGCUCAUUUUGCUCCAAUAAACCUCUCCUCUCUCUCUCUCUCUCUCUCUCUCUCUCUCUCUCUCUCUCUCUCUCUCUCUCUCUCUCUCUCUCUCUCUCUCAAACACACACACAGA